UGUGCAUCCUCCCCAAUACCUUGGUGGAGAGUGCGGAACGAGACGAAGGCGUGCACAUCAAGUGCCGGCGCAAAGCCGUGGAUCCCCCCAGCCUGGACGCAUGAUGCUUUUGAUGCUGUCUUGACACGCAAACUCGGAGGAACUAUGCACGCGCUGAGAAGGUGUAAGGAGGAGCCGGGUGUAGCCUUUUUCACGUUCAACUAACUGAUAAUCCUCAGCUGUUGCUUAGUGGGAAAGAGUAGCCUAACCCCCGAUAGCUAUCGUAAGCUUGCGCUUUUCAGUGUGUUCCAGACCCGCCUCGGUUCGGAUGCGGACAGAUGUUGGUAGGAGCCCUGUGCAUAUUUUUCAAGUAGUUUGUUGUAUUGUAGCUCAUCCGUGCCCAUGGAGAAAGCUACCCAGCCCCAGCUGCAGCUGUCAAUAUCCAAGGGGACGGAAAGUCCGGCAGAGGAUAUUGUAAAUUUGUCGGACGAGGAGCUUUUGAAGUGGACCAAGGAGGAGUUGGUGCGGCGGCUGCGUAGGUCUGAAGCGGACAAGAUGAGCGUCAUUAUGGACCACGCCAAUCUGAUCCGCGAGGUCAACCGCAGCCUCCAGUUGCAUCUGAACGAGAUUCGGGGGUUGAAGGACGUGAACCAGAAGCUGCAGGAGGACAACCGCGAGCUGCGCGACCUCUGCUGCUUCCUGGACGACGACCGCCAGAAAGGCAAGCGGGUGUCGCGCGAGUGGCAGCGCCUGGGCCGCUACAGCGCCAGCAUCAUGCGCAAGGAGGUGACGCUCUACCUGCAGAAGCUCAAGGAGCUGGAGCAGCGGCAGGAGGAGGUGAUCAAGGAGAACCUGGAGCUCAAGGAGCUGUGUCUGCUGCUGGAGGAGGAGCGGCACGGGGGGGAGAGGGGAGGUGUUGGGGUGACCGGAGUGGGUGGAGGAGGAGGAGGAGGCGUGGGGAGCGGGGGGACAACUGGACCUGGCUGCCGGAGCUCCAUCGAUAGCCAGAGCAGCCUGCUGAUGGUGCCUGGUACGGGGCUCCUGAUGAGGGAUGUUGGCGAUGGGAGCAGCACCUCCAGCGCCGGGAGCGCCGACAGCUCCGACCACCACCUCCACCACCUCCACCUGCACAAGCAGACCCUGCUGGCUGGAGGAGGAGGAGGAGGAGGGAUGAUGGGGAGCAGCAGCAGCAGCCCCGAGCACCUCCACAAGCCCAGGACCUCAGUGGGAGGCGGUGGGGGUGGGGGCUCGGGAGGAGGUGGGGGCGAGGUGUCCAGUCCCGAGCACUUCCCCACGCGCCACCGCAGCACCAGCCUGGACUACCCGUACACCCUGCCCCAGCCUUGCCGCCCGCGCUGCGGCUCCAUCUCCGUGCCCGACCACCGCGUGAUGCGGGGGCUCAGCCCGGAGAAGUACAGCCGCUCGGGCGGCGGCGGCGGUGGCCUCGGCGUGGGCCGCAGGAGCCCCGAGCAGCGGCCCAAGCACGGCGCCCACGACUCCCCUCUCCAGAAACAGCAGCAGCAGUACCACCACCACACCCACCCGCACGCCCACCACCCCCAGCACCACCACCACCACCAGCUGGGCUCCGGCCCCAGCAGCCCCAUGGGCAGUCUGGAGUUCUUCCAGAGGCACCGGGGCAGCGUGGGCAGCAUGGGCAGUGGCUGUGGCAGCCCGGAGCCCAGGCAGGGCUCGCUGCUGGGCACCCCCGAGCACCACAACAAGUGCGGUGGUGGUGGCGUUGGUGGUGGUGGCGGCGGUGGCAGCGGCAGCCCAGAGACGCUGCGGCACCAGUACGGUGUGAGUCCGGAGCACGGCGGCGUAGGGAAGUUCGGCAGCCCCGGCCGAGACGGCGUGCAGCGGAGGCCGACAGGGGACGAAGUCUCGCCCCACCACAGGAGCAUUUACAACGGAAUGAACGCACUGAUAUCGGCCGGCUGCUGCAGCACCAACUGCAGAAAUGUCAAGAUGUGGGACAGUUUUGAUGCCUCCUCUUGACCACGUCUUCACUUGAACGUGUUGGGGUUCAUGUGCUUCAGGACCCCAGGCUGCUGUAUCGAGACAACUCUGCCAACCUCUCUCUCUCUCUCAAUCUCUCUUUCUCUCACUCUCUCUGUCUCUCCUGUCCCUGUGACCCCAUGACCUUUCACCCUGAGGGCCAUACCCAAAGGGCCACGCCCACACGCCUGGCUCUGGCUCUCCUAUUGGUCCGCACACUGCUCUCUAUUGAUGGCUCUCCAAUCAAAUCCCGCCAGGGCCACGAGGCCCCUCUGAUUGAUCUGACUGCCUGCAUAUCAUAUCAUGUGGAGGAAAAGGCAGGACGAACAGACUGAUGUCAUGUUAUGUAGAUGCACAAUGCAGGGCUCAGGCCCAAAGACUGGAGGACAAGCACACUCUGGAGACUAGCACACAAAACACGCACAAAACACUCAUACACACACACACACACACACACACACCCCUACCACUAAUCUCUCUCUAUCUCUCUCAGUAGCUGACCUAACAUAUAGACAUCUUUCUCUCCGUCUGCCCUCCGGUCCCAUCUCACUGAUGACGGGGGUGAGACGGAUGCACAGUGGACAGCUCUCACUCAGGGUUGUGCUAGUACUGUAUACGCUCCGGACCGAUGGACAGACAGACAGACGUCCUGACCAAAGGGAAAAAGGACAGACCAGUCCAGGCAUCUCCCAUUCCACUGCUGGAGGACCCGUACCGUGACCAAGUGUUGGUAUGAUAGAAGCCCGUCUGCGUCUCGUACCACCCCCCCCCCCCCCAUUGGUUUGUUGCCCUUGACCUAUACUAUACUAUAGCAAAGUUGAAUGUUUGUUUUUUUUUUUUUUUUUUUUUAAACCAGUUGACAAGAAAAAGUGACAAGUUGCUUUGUAGCACACUGUGCCUCUUGCAAAGAAAACAACACACAAAAAAGAGAUGCAUUUUGCAACUGACUCAGUGUGUGUGUGUGUGUGUGUGUGUGUGU
Messenger RNA from Alosa sapidissima (American shad), 2956 nucleotides. RefSeq names its product coiled-coil domain containing 85A, like (gene ccdc85al). The record is from RefSeq and is a predicted model, not a curated record. The transcript is spliced from 5 exons. Lineage: Eukaryota; Metazoa; Chordata; Actinopteri; Clupeiformes; Clupeidae. The coding region runs from base 382 to 1977 and encodes 531 amino acids.